CCCUCAGUCCCUCUCUUCCACGAACAGACCUUCCGCCCAAAAAAACCACAAUCAAAAAAAAACUUAGAAAAUCCAUAAAAAAUGUCUUCUUCUCCCGAGGCAUCUGUCGCUCAGCCCGCCCAGCAGGCACCUGCUUCGCCUGAACAGGCCCAGCAGCAGCAAUCCAACAACAGCGAGGACAAGAACAGCGACAACCGUUCUGCUGGCUCGCUCUACGUUGGUGAGCUCGAGUCCUCCGUCACGGAAGCCAUGCUGUUUGAGCUCUUCAAUGGCAUUGGUCCCGUUGCUUCCAUUCGUGUUUGCAGGGAUGCCGUCACCCGUCGUUCGCUUGGUUAUGCCUAUGUCAACUUCAACAACUCUCAAGACGCCGAACGCGCGCUCGAGGAGCUCAACUACACCCUCAUCAAGGGAAAGGCAUGUCGUAUCAUGUCUUCCCAGCGUGACCCUCACCUUCGCAAGACUGGAUCUGGCAAUGUCUUCAUCAAGAACCUCGAUGGCGCCAUCGACAACAAGGCUUUGCAUGACACAUUUUCUGCCUUUGGCAACAUCCUUUCGUGCAAGGUCGCUACCGAUGAUCUCGGCAACAGCAAAGGUUUCGGUUUCGUGCACUACGAAACAGACGAGGCUGCCGCUGAAGCCAUUAAGCAUGUGAACGGUAUGCUGCUCAACGACAAAAAGGUGUAUGUCGGUGCACACGUCUCGCAGAAGGAGCGCAUGUCCAAGUCUGAGUCGAUGAAGCAAAACUUCACCAACAUUUACGUCAAGAAUGUCGAUCUUGAGGUGACGGAGGAGGAGUUCAAUGAGCUCUUUGCAAAGUACGGUAAAGUCACGUCAUGUGCUCUUGCGCGUGAUCAGGACGGUGCUAGCAAAGGAUUCGGCUUCGUCAACUAUGCUUCUCAUGAAGACGCCGCCAAGGCUGUUGAGGAGCUCAAUGACACUGAGUUCAAGUCCAAGAAGCUUUAUGUCGGUCGUGCACAGAAGAAGUAUGAGCGUGAGGAGGAGUUGCGUCGAUCGUACCAGCAGGCCAAGAUGGAGAAGAUGCAAAAAUACUCGGGCGUCAACCUCUUUGUCAAGAACCUCGAUGAUGAGAUCGAUGACGAGAAGCUCCGCGAGGAGUUUGCCGUCCAUGGAACCAUCACCUCCGCCAAAGUUAUGCUUGACGAAGCUGGUAAAUCCAAGGGCUUUGGCUUUGUUUGUUUCUCUUCCCCGGAAGAAGCCACCAAGGCCGUCACGGAGAUGAAUCAGCGAAUGCUCAAUGCCAAGCCAUUGUAUGUUGCCCUUGCUCAGCGCAAGGAACAGCGUCGUGGCCAGCUCGAAGCACAGAUUGCCGCUCGAAACAACUUGCGCAUGCAGCAGGCUGCCGCGCAUGGUGGAUUCCCUGGUGUGCCUAUGGGUGGCUAUUACGGUGCACCUAUGCAACCUAACGGUUACUUCGGCGGUGGUGGCGCACCUGGACGUAUGGGUCCUCAAUUUGGUGGUAUGCCCGGUGGUUAUCCACAACAAGGUGGACGUGGCGGCUAUGCUGGUCAAGGCCGUGGUGGUAUGCCUAUGCAAGGUAUGUACCCACCCAUGCAGCAAGGUGGAUAUCCUCAAGGUUACCCGCAACAACAACCUUACGGCAUGCCUAGGGGUGGUGGUCGCGGUGGCGCAAUGAGGCAGCCUACUGGACCUCGUGCUGGUGGUAUGAUGCCGCAAGGUAUGAUGCCUCCUCAGAUGAUGCAACAGCAAGGAGCCGGUGCAUUUGAUAUGGGUGGUCUCAGCAGUGCUUUGUUGGCAGCUGCUACACCAGAGAACCAGAAGCAGAUGCUCGGUGAGGCGCUGUAUCCCAAAGUCAUGGAGCACGAGCCUGAGCAGGCUGGUAAGAUUACGGGUAUGUUGUUGGAGAUGGACAAUGCCGAGUUGCUCAACUUGAUUGAGGAUGAUGCGGCAUUGAAGCUCAAGGUGGACGAGGCGCUCAAGGUGCUGCGUGAGUUCAAUGAGAGUGCACAGGCUGAGGGAGGUGCUGAGGAGGAUGACCAGGGGGAGAGCAGUCCUGCUGAGACGCCUGCUGACAAGACAGAGUAGAUUGUUUUGGCAUCGAUUUCUUGGACGUAGAGCAAGCGAUUCAUGGGUUCUGUCG
This is a messenger RNA of Protomyces lactucae-debilis, 2119 nucleotides long. RefSeq lists its product as uncharacterized. The transcript is spliced from 3 exons. The record is from RefSeq and is a predicted model, not a curated record. Gene Ontology annotation, cellular component: ribonucleoprotein complex. NCBI's taxonomy places the organism in Eukaryota, Fungi, Ascomycota, Taphrinomycetes, Taphrinales, Protomycetaceae. Bases 82 to 2064 code for a protein of 660 amino acids. Gene Ontology annotation, molecular function: RNA binding.